AGUCGAAUAUAACGCUCAAAAGACGUAGGAAAUCGGCACUGAAAUAAUGAAAACAAAUUCAAGAAAUGAUUCUAUGGAUAUAAAUCAAGUGUUUGACAACAUUCUUUUGAGUGAAGAAAGAAUAUCGGAGGAGGGCUACAAGCAAGGAUUUGAAAAAGGCGUAUCGGAGGGAAAUUUAGAGGCUUAUCAUUUAGGAUUUCACCGAGGUGCAGAAAUUGGUGCUGAACUUGGCUUUUACCUCGGUGUUCUAGAAAACUCAAAAAUUCCUUCACCAAUCAACGAAAAAGUUUCUCAUCUAAUAUCACAAUUGAAAAGCAUCAUUGAAUCAUUUCCCAACGUCAAUUGUGAUACUGUAGAUCUCUUUGAUUCACUUAAUACAAUUCGGACACAGUUCAAAAAGCUGACUUCACUUCUUAAGAUUAAAGUUACAUAUCCAGAACGAUCUCAGCUCACGUUUUAAAUUUAGACAUAAAAUGAUGUUCAACAGCAAAUCUUUAACAAUUUUAAAACUUCAAAAGCAAAUCGAUCGAAUCAUUCAAGUGUUGGAGCCUCGUGAAUUUGUGAAUUGUCAUAUGGUUUCUUAUUUUUGCGAUGACCUAUGGAACAAAUUCAUCCCGGAAAAUAUCAGGAACGAAAUUAAUUGCAAAGAAGAUGUAGACACUGCAAUAGAAGUAUUUUUACAUCAAGAUAAUGCCAAAACUGAACUAUUGCAUAAGCAUCGAAACCUAUACAACUAUAUAAAUUUUAUGAAGAGCUUUUAUCUCGAAAAUCUCGAAGAUAAAUUCUUCCACACGACAGAUGAACUACUUGAGAAGUUUCAUCAUCUUAACAUUCCUUUUUCUUCAGGACUCAACCUUUCAAUCCGCGAAUUUAUGAAAGAAAAGAAGAAUCAUGAAGUAGAAAUAAUUUCAAGAAUUAUUGCUGCACUUGUGAAAGCGAGAGACAGAAAUCAUUUUAUCGUUGACGUGGGUGAUGGAAAAGGAUAUCUUUCAUCUCGUUUGAAUUUGGAAUUUAAACUUAAAGUUCUUGGUAUUGAUGGGAAUCAACAGAAUACAAAAGAAGCGGAGAAAAGAAAUCAAAAACUAUCGAAAAAAUGGAAAGCUUUGGUUUCAAAAGAAGCUUUGAAAAAUAAUAUCGAGAAUGUUAUCGUUGAUACUGAAAUGUCUAAUGAAAGAUACAAAACAGCAUCGAGCAUGAUUUUUGCUCAAACCAAUUUAAAUGAGCUCGUGAAUGAGAAAUUUCCUGAAGAAGCAACAAACAAUAUUUGUCUCGUAGGUUUACACACAUGCGGAAAUUUAGCAGCAAGUUCAUUGAAACAAUUUGUGAAAAAUGAUUCAAUCAAGUUAUUGUGUAAUGUUGGAUGUUGUUAUCAUUUGAUUUUUGAAGAAUUUGAAGACGAUUUCUUCGACGAUGAAGUUCGUGUUAUGGACAAACGAGAUGAACCUGCGUUUCCAAUGUCAAAUUAUCUUCAAAUGAAACAGUACAAACUUGGAAGAAAUGCAAGAAUGCUAGGAUCACAAAGUUUAGAUCGUGUUAUUGCGAAAAAAGAACUACCAGAUGAGUCUCUAUUUUAUCGUGCCUUAUUCGAGAAAUUAGUCAAAGAAAAAUGGUUUGUGGGUGAAAGGAAGUCUAUCAAGCUUGGAAAGAUUCGACAUAAGAACUUUGAAGAUUACUUGAAGAAAGGAUGUAAAAAGUUCAAUAUUGAGUUAAAUAUGACAUCGGAAGAAAUCGAAAAAUUAGCAGAAGACCAUGAAUAUGAUAGACGAUUGAUUAAUCUCAAUUACUUCAUUCGUCUCCUUUUAUCGAAGAUUGUUGAAACUUUAAUUCUUCUCGAUCGCUAUUUGUAUUUGCUUGAGAGUGAUACUGAUAAAGUAUUUUUAGUAAAAAUAUUUGAUCCUGUUAUUUCACCUCGAAAUCAUGCAAUUAUUGCUAUCAAAAAAUAAAAUUGAUUUCUUUUAUUUAUUCAUAUUAUAUCAUUAACAAUGCUAUGUCAGUUUGUUUCGCUUUUGAUGGUUUUCUCUUUUAAAAUUGUACAUUUGUGAAACGAAGGAGACGAGAACAAGGAAGAAAAGAUUAAAUAAAGCUCUUAAAUGAAUGAAUUUUUUACCAAUGCACUGCAUAAGCAU
Messenger RNA from Clunio marinus, 2126 nucleotides. The record is from the annotation of a GenBank genome assembly. Lineage: Eukaryota; Metazoa; Arthropoda; Insecta; Diptera; Chironomidae.